UGACACUCUCCUGCUAUGGCAACUAAAUGGGGCAUUUGUUCAGCAGGGAAAAUCAGUAAUGACUUUGUGGUGGCUCUCAGUACUUUGCCGGCCGUCGACCACCAGGUAGUGGCAAUAGCAGCGCGGGAUCUGGAGAAAGCAAAGAACUUUGCCCAAAACCAUAAUAUCCCUAAGGCAUAUGGUUCCUAUGAGGAGCUUGCCAAAGAUCCAGACAUUGAUGUUAUCUAUGUUGGUGCCAUCCAUCCAGUCCAUCGAGAUGUGGUACUGAUGUGCCUACAGAAUGGCAAGAACAUAUUAUGUGAAAAGCCACUGGCUAUGAAUGCUGCUCAGGUCCAGGAACUUAUUGCAACUGCCAGGAAAUUCAACGUAUUCCUCAUGGAGGCAUUUUGGAGCCGUUUCUUCCCCGUAUAUGAAGAAAUUAGAGCUCUCCUGUCCCAGAAGGCUAUUGGAGAUGUGAAAUUUAUAAGGGCGGAGUUUGGCGUAGAAAUCUAUAAGGUCCCGCGAGCUGUUGAGAAAGAACUCGGUGGGGGGGCCCUUCUUGAUAUUGGCUGUUACUGUGUGCAGUUUGUAACAAUGGUGUUCAAUGGGGAGAGACCGGAGUCUGUGACAGCUAAGGGGUUUCUGCAUGAGACUGGAGUGGAUGAAUCAAUGAGCCUUAUCCUUCAGUAUUCAGGGAAACGCCAGGCCGUCCUUUCCUCAACCAUCAUGGCUACACUGCCGAACCAAGCUGCUAUCUGCGGUACCAAAGGCAUUAUCCAGAUCCCUUCAGACAUGUGGAGCCCCACUUCAAUCAUUGUUAAUGGGAAAGAAAGGAAAUUCGACAUUCCACAUACAACAAAGCCGAUGAAUUUUUCCAAUGGAACGGGGAUGAGUUAUGAAGCAGAGCACGUGCGCCAGUGUCUGUUAAAAGGGUUAAAGGAAAGUCCAAUAAUGAGCUUAGCAGAUAGUGAAAUGGUAGCCAGCAUCAUGGAUGAAGCUCUCCAGCAACUCGGUGUUACGUAUCCAUAAAAAACAACAAGACAUUGGGCAAGAUAAUGGUUUUUACUCUUUUGGCAGACUAGAAUUAAUUGUGGUAAAUGAAGUACAAAGUUACUUUGGAAGAAUCAUCUCAGAAUAAAAUGAGAUUGUACA
Messenger RNA from Xenopus tropicalis (tropical clawed frog), 1131 nucleotides. It is a transcript of the gene dhdhl, whose product is annotated as trans-1,2-dihydrobenzene-1,2-diol dehydrogenase like. Gene Ontology annotation, molecular function: galactose 1-dehydrogenase (NADP+) activity; ribose 1-dehydrogenase (NADP+) activity; trans-1,2-dihydrobenzene-1,2-diol dehydrogenase activity. The transcript has 7 exons. The record is from RefSeq and is marked provisional. NCBI's taxonomy places the organism in Eukaryota, Metazoa, Chordata, Amphibia, Anura, Pipidae. Bases 16 to 1008 code for a protein of 330 amino acids.